CCCCCUCAGGUUGAUGGCAGCGGCAGCUGGGUCCGCAGCCGAGCGCUGCCGUGGAGAGCCUCAGGCAGCAGCCGGAACGCGCAGCCCUCACCCGAGCCCCAGACGCCGCGGACACCCUGAGAGGCAGUUCCUUCGUCCCCGGCGCACUCCCGGCCGGCUCCGCAGAGGAGUCGCAGCGUGAGCACACCCCCUCCCGCCUUAGGACCAGGUACACCCUCGCGCCACCUUCGCCGCAGCCAGCGGAGCAGGCGGGGUCUCCGGAGGGGCCGAGCUCACAAGACUAAGGACCAAAGGCAUUUCUGAACACUGAGAUCCUCCAUCUCUACCCCAGCCAUGAGCCGGCGCGUGGUUCGGCAGAGCAAGUUCCGCCAUGUGUUUGGGCAGGCAGCAAAGGCUGAUCAGACCUAUGAGGACAUCCGUGUGUCCAAGGUCACUUGGGACAGCUCCUUCUGUGCUGUCAACCCCAAAUUCCUAGCCAUCAUCGUGGAGGCUGGAGGUGGGGGUGCCUUCAUUGUCCUGCCUCUGGCCAAGACAGGACGAGUGGAUAAGAACUACCCGCUGGUCACUGGGCACACUGCACCUGUGCUGGACAUUGACUGGUGCCCACACAAUGACAAUGUCAUCGCCAGUGCCUCAGACGACACCACCAUCAUGGUGUGGCAGAUUCCAGACUAUACCCCUGUGCGAAACAUUACAGAACCUAUCAUCACACUCGAGGGCCACUCCAAGCGUGUGGGCGUCCUCUCCUGGCACCCCACUGCCAGGAACGUCCUACUCAGUGCAGGUGGUGACAAUGUGAUCAUCAUCUGGAAUGUGGGCACUGGGGAGGUGCUGAUAAGCCUAGACGACAUGCACCCAGACGUCAUCCACAGUGUGUGCUGGAACAGCAAUGGUAGCCUGCUAGCCACCACCUGCAAGGACAAGACACUGCGUAUUAUCAACCCCAGAAAGGGCCAAGUGGUGACGGAGCGAGCCCGGCCUCACGAGGGCGCCCGCCCGCUGCGGGCCGUCUUCACCGCAGACGGGAAGCUGCUCAGCACCGGCUUCAGCAGGAUGAGUGAGCGGCAACUCGCCCUCUGGGACCCGGAGAGGUUUGCAGCCCACGAGGGGAUGAGGCCCAUGCGGGCCGUCUUCACGCGCCAGGGUCAUAUCUUCACCACGGGAUUCACCCGCAUGAGCCAGCGAGAGCUGGGCUUGUGGGACCCGAGCAACUUCGAGGAACCAGUGGCACUGCAGGAGAUGGACACAAGCAACGGAGUCCUACUGCCCUUCUAUGAUCCCGACUCUGGCAUCGUCUACUUGUGUGGCAAGGGUGACAGCAGCAUUCGGUACUUUGAGAUUACGGAUGAGCCACCUUUCGUGCACUACCUCAACACAUUCAGCAGCAAAGAGCCGCAGCGGGGCAUGGGUUUCAUGCCCAAACGGGGGCUGGACGUCAGCAAGUGUGAGAUCGCCCGGUUCUACAAGUUGCACGAAAGAAAGUGUGAACCCAUCAUCAUGACUGUGCCGCGCAAGUCAGACCUGUUCCAGGACGAUCUAUACCCGGAUACACCCGGACCAGAGGCUGCCCUGGAAGCGGAUGAAUGGCUAUCGGGUCAGGACGCCGAACCCGUGCUCAUUUCGCUUAGGGACGGCUAUGUGCCCCCUAAGCACCGUGAGCUCCGGGUAACUAAACGCAACAUCCUGGAUGAGCGCCCGCCCUCUGGCCCUCGCCGCAGCCAGUCAGCCAGCGACGCCUCCUUGUCGCAACAGCACACCCUGGAGACGCUGCUGGAGGAGAUUAAGGCCCUUCGCGAGCGGGUGCAGGCCCAGGAGCAGCGCAUCACGGCUUUGGAGAACAUGCUGUGUGAGCUGGUGGACGGCACCGACUAGCACGAUGCGCGGCUGUGCUCUGGCGGGACCGGGCGGGGUGCACCGACUCGGCCGCUCCAGCCUUUGGUCUGGGACUCCGGACCUCGCCUUCCUGGGCUGGGGUAGGAGGCUGAACUGGGAAGGAAACUAUACCCCUCACGAGAGACCUAGAAGAAGGGAGCUUAUGGGAGACCCGAGUUUGUCUGGGAGGGGCCAGACUGCGCUCACGGUCCAGGACUCAGGACUUGGUGGAGCUUGCCUAAGGGGGCUCCCCCGGGUAACAGGGAGCCUCACAAUGGUGCUGCUUGGCGAGAUGGUAUCCCCUGUCCCUUGUCCUGGACAGGGGAAAUGCUUAGUUAUUAGCAGAACGCUUGGGGAUAUUGGGGAGUUUGGGCUUGACCUUAAAGAAGUGGUCAUUCCACGAAUCUCCCCAGACUGAGUGGGGAAAAUUAGGGCGUUUCCCCUAAUCAGCUCACUUGAUUCCACCAAUCUGAGCAGUGAACCCCAGUACUGAGUAGGCAGCACCCCAGUUCUGCAGAUGCAUACGCCGCCUGCAGAGCCCCAACCCAGGGGUCUAUGACAGAUCAUAGGGCAGCUUCCUCCAGACAGUUUAGCCAGAGAAAUCAGGUUCACAACACACAUGCGCGUACACACACACACACACACACACACACACACACACACACACACUGCCCCCAGCCCUCUGCUGUGGCCUUAACUCUGUGAAGAAAACAAGACAUAAUGACAUGUUUUACUAAGUGCAAGUAGGUACCUCCUGUAUGGCUGGUGGCAGGUGAAGGGGAGAUUCCCAGGGUCCUCAGAAAACCUAGCAAAUGUGAGCCUGGGCUCAGGACUCACCAUCCUCUUACCCUAGAGUCUUCCUCACAGGGAGGUUCAGCAGGACUCCCCAACCCACCCACCUUGGUUACUCCUCCCCAGUAAAAUCAG
This is a messenger RNA of Heterocephalus glaber (naked mole-rat), 2799 nucleotides long. It is a transcript of the gene Coro6, whose product is annotated as coronin 6. Gene Ontology annotation, biological process: cell migration; actin filament organization. Lineage: Eukaryota; Metazoa; Chordata; Mammalia; Rodentia; Bathyergidae. The record is from RefSeq and is a predicted model, not a curated record. Gene Ontology annotation, molecular function: actin filament binding.